AUGGCGGGAAGUUUACAUAUUGAAUUUAUCGCUCCCAGGAUUUUACUCGCUGAACUUAAAAUUUGGUACCUCUAUGCUUCAGAUGGGAAGGAAUCAGAGUGUAGCUUGGAGAAUUUCUAAUGGAAUCAUAUUCUCUGCUAGAAAAACUAAAAGAGACCAUAAAAAGAGAUUUUCAAGAUCUUGAAGAGAGAUAUGCAGAAUCUGAUAACAGGAUUCAAAGCUUGGAGAAACAGAACACUGAGAUAAAGGAGCUGGUCCAACAACUCAGAGAUGAAAAUACCAUUCUUAAAGAAAGCUUGGCAAAAGUUAGAAAGGAACUGGCGUACAAGGAUGAAAAGCUAAAAAGGAAAUAUGAAGAACUGGGUAAGAAAGAACAAUGGUGGGACCAAUUCCGAGAUGAAACUCAGCGAAGAUUUAAAGCAAUGAAAUCAUAUGGAACAUUUCCUCCACACAUCCUUGAAAAAUAUGUAAAUAAGGAUAUUUUCCAGGAGCUGAUAAAUAAUGCUCCAGCUAGCUCCUCCUUACAGAAAGAAGAUCACCUCAUGAUCAGGAAAAAGAAUGGCAAACUCUCCACCCUUAAGAGCAAGAAGAAAGUUAGAUACAACAAAGUGUCACCGUUACUGUCACAGUCAACUGCUGUGGAAGGUAUGACAACAAAUUCUCAAGACAAAGAUAAAAUGUAUGUCAGUGAAACCGAAGAAAAGGAAAAACUGAUAACAGAGGAUGAUGAGGUUUGUCCUGAUACCAAUGAAAGCACAAAACUGUACCAUUAUUCUCCACCUGAUCAAAGGCAAGUUGGUGGCAUUUCUGCUCAGCAGGAGGUUCUUGUUCCAGAAAGUGAAGAUAUGUACACAGAAGAAGUUGGUGAUGGCUUUAGUUGCUCAAUAGGGGCACCUUCUGCAACAAGUACACCUCGUGCUGCAGCCAGCCCACUCCCUUUUGACUAUGAUAAUGUUGACAAUUGUGAUGAUGAUAAUGGUGAUGAUGUGAGUGUGGGUGUUCUAGAUGUUCCAAAACAAUUUCCACAGGAUGACACUGUGGAUAUUUUGACAAAUGUUAAGUCAAGGUUAGCAAAUUUGCCAAAAUCAGAUUCACAGUUUCCAGUGGACUUGUCAUACACACAACCAGAAUCUCCAACAAUUCCAAGCCGAACGUGCUCUCUGCAACAAGACAUGAACCUGACAGCUGAUUGUUCAGUGUUUCUGUUGCCUCAUGAAAUCAAAACUGAAGAAAAGCAAGAAGGAAAACACAAUUUUGAUUCUAAAAUGAUCAAAGACAAUGAUAAAACAGGAUUUGUUAAUGAGGAAAUGGAAAAACAGCCACCACAACUGGAAGCUGGAAGCAGUUGCAAAGGCAAGGCCACCAAACAAACUACUUUGGACACAAAAUUUUUCAACACGAAAGGAGCUCUGGGAAAAAAAGAUUUUACUUCUGGAAAGAGAAAGAGAGGGACUUCAAUGGAGUGGGAUGAACAGGUGUUAUCGGGAAAAAUGAAAGAUUUUAGGGAGGAGCAACCUAAGGCUUUGUUCAAAGUACCUAUGGCACCACUUCCAAAAACACCAGACGUGAUUCUACUGGAGGAAUUUCAUUCACGCGGAGCUGACAAGAAGUCUUGUACAACCCCUUUGGGAAGCAGUGGAGAUAUCACAGGGCUGUACGCGAGUGGUAUGGACCUGUUUGGUAAUAUAGAUGAAAACUGCACAUCAGAUUUAAAACAGGACAGUGAAAAAGAAGGUGCUUGCUUGGAAGACUGUGAAAAAGAAAACUCAUUGAGCAAAAUUGAGAAACGUGGCAAUGAGACCACACAAGAAAACAGGCGUAAAGAUACGAAUGAGUGUUUAAAACCAAUGGGGGUCAGGAGUAAUGAUGCUCAACCAAAUUAUAAAUACGUGGAAGUCGUUCGGAAGAAAGACGAACGAGUCAAGCUAAACGGCUACAAAUGUCGUGACUGCCAAGAGUACUACCAGGGCCUUGAUCUUCCCGAAGACGAGCUGAAAAAGCGUUUGAAGCAUUGUUCUCGUCACCGAGCGAGGUUUUCACCACCCCCCUCCACUCCGCCAGGUUUUUGGAACUUAAGCUUUCCGGACACCCAAGAGUAUAUGGAUAAGGGCUAUUUAAAGACCGAGUCGGAAGCACCGGCUCCGAAGAGACUUCGGAAAACACGGCGGAAUAGAAUUGCGAAGUGAAGACUCUUCGAAGAUUUACGAUGAAUUCUGAAUUUUCUAUGAAGAUAUUUCUAUCGAUGAUUCCUGGGGUUAUCCAUGUAUUCAUGAAAAACAUUUGAUGAAAUAAAGAUGACACAAAGG
Stylophora pistillata is the source of this 2306-nucleotide messenger RNA. RefSeq lists its product as uncharacterized. Lineage: Eukaryota; Metazoa; Cnidaria; Anthozoa; Scleractinia; Pocilloporidae. Gene Ontology annotation, molecular function: damaged DNA binding. Gene Ontology annotation, biological process: DNA double-strand break processing involved in repair via single-strand annealing; DNA repair. The record is from RefSeq and is a predicted model, not a curated record.